Molecule: messenger RNA, 2951 nt
Organism: Neopsephotus bourkii (Bourke's parrot)
Lineage: Eukaryota; Metazoa; Chordata; Aves; Psittaciformes; Psittacidae
Product: cytochrome P450 26B1
Exons: 6
Coding region: 347-1882 (511 amino acids)
Biological process (GO): sterol metabolic process
Molecular function (GO): iron ion binding; monooxygenase activity; oxidoreductase activity, acting on paired donors, with incorporation or reduction of molecular oxygen
Source: RefSeq, a predicted model, not a curated record
GUUCCUUAUUGCGGGGUGUGCUUUUGCGCCCGUGUCACUCCAUCAAGUUUAUCCCAACCAAGAACAAACUUUUCAGAGAGGGACCGAGAAGAAACUCCUUUUUGCCACCACCCCCUCUAUUUCCCCCCCUUUUCUCCCCCCUUUCCCCUGCUGUUUCCUGCCCUGCCAGCAGUGAGGGGGGCAGCGGGUGCAUCCCCCCCCCCCUCCGCCCGGGACCCCCCAGGCAGCCCUCACCGUGCGCUCCGCGAUCUCCCUCUUCCCGUGCGUGCGGGUGUGUGGGUGCGAGUGCGGUGCCUGUCAAGGGGCUGUUUCUCUCCCCACCCUCCUCCUCCUCCUUCUUCCAAAUAUGCUUUUUGCAAGUUUCGAUCUCGUCUCGGCACUGGCUACCCUCGCGGCGUGCCUGGUGUCGCUGACUUUGCUGCUGGCCGUGUCCCAACAGCUGUGGCAGCUCCGCUGGGCUGCCACCCGCGACAAAACCUGCAAGCUACCAAUCCCUAAAGGCUCCAUGGGAUUCCCUUUAAUCGGAGAAACCUUCCACUGGCUCCUGCAGGGCUCCUGCUUCCAGUCUUCCCGUCGGGAGAAGUACGGGAACGUUUUCAAGACGCACUUGCUGGGGCGGCCGCUGGUGCGUGUGACGGGCGCGGAAAACGUGCGGAAGAUCUUGAUGGGGGAGCACCACCUGGUGAGCACCGAGUGGCCGCGCAGCACCCGCAUGCUGCUGGGGCCCAACACCGUGGCCAACUCCAUCGGCGACAUCCACCGCCACAAGAGGAAGGUUUUCUCCAAAAUCUUCAGCCAUGAGGCACUGGAGAGCUAUCUCCCCAAGAUCCAGCUGGUGAUCAAAGACACUCUUCGGGCCUGGAGCAGCAACCCUGAGUCCAUCAAUGUCUACCACGAGGCUCAGAAGCUCACCUUCCGCAUGGCCAUCCGUGUCCUGCUGGGAUUCCGCAUCCCCGAUGAGGAGCUCAACCGCCUCUUCGAGGUCUAUCAGCAGUUCGUGGAGAAUGUCUUCUCCUUGCCUGUGGAUUUGCCCUUCAGCGGCUACAGGAGGGGUAUCCGGGCACGUGAGACACUGCAGAAAGGGCUGGAGAAAGCCAUCCAAGAGAAGCUGCAGAACACGCAGGGCAAGGACUAUGCUGAUGCACUGGACAUCCUGAUAGAGAGUGGCAAAGAGCAUGGCAAGGAGCUAACCAUGCAGGAGCUGAAGGAUGGUACCCUGGAGCUCAUCUUUGCCGCCUAUGCUACCACUGCCAGUGCCAGCACCUCUCUGAUCAUGCAGCUCCUCAAACACCCCCGGGUCCUGGAGAAGCUGCGUGAGGAGUUGCGCAGCAAAGGCAUCCUCCACAACGGCUGCAUUUGUGAGGGCUCCCUCCGGCUCGACAACAUCAGCAGCCUCCAGUACCUGGACUGUGUCAUCAAAGAGGUGCUUCGCCUCUUCACCCCCAUCUCUGGGGGGUACCGGACGGUGCUGCAAACCUUCGAGCUGGAUGGUUUCCAAAUCCCCAAAGGCUGGAGCGUGAUGUACAGCAUCCGGGACACCCACGACACUGCCCCCGUCUUCAAGGACGUGGAUGUCUUCGACCCUGACCGCUUUGGUCAGGGUCGAAGUGAAGACAAGGACGGCAGGUUCCACUACCUCCCCUUCGGAGGAGGCGUACGGACCUGUCUGGGCAAGCACCUGGCCAAGCUCUUUCUCAAAGCAUUGGCCAUUGAGUUGGCCAGCACCAGCCGCUUUGAGCUUGCCACCAGGACUUUCCCCAAAAUCACCCUGGUGCCCGUGGUCCACCCAGUUGAUGGACUCAAGGUCAAAUUUUUCGGACUGGAUUCUAACCAGAAUGAGAUCCUGACGGGGACAGAUGCCAUGCUGGGGGCAACGGUGUAAAGCCCACGCUGGUGGCAUGAGGGAUGGGCAGCCGGGGAAUGGAGGGUUGGGAUGGGGACAAGGGGACGAACAGGAGGGGAGGACAGAGGGAUGAGGAGCUUCUCCACGAUGCUCACUUCGCAGAGCCUCCAGGUCAGGACUGCUUUCUCCACCGGUGAAGCUGCCAAAACCGUUUUGCUCUUCCCAUGUGGAGCAGAGAAGAUGUCGCCGUGCAUCUCCUUUUGUUGGAAAGGAGUAGAGUCCCAAAACCCGAGGCGAGCUGGGAUGUCUGACCAUACACAGUAUCUAAAUAUUAUAAAUAUAUAUAUAAAUAUCUAUAAAACACUUCUGCUGCCAGGAGGAGCACUGCAAAGGCCCGGCUGCGGGAAAGGCUUUGGAAAUCAGCCCAUGAUCAGAGGUCUGGUGUGCCUGGGUGGCUCUCGGGUGGCCUCUGAUCUUUUUCUUUCAACAGUGUUAAAUUAGCUGGUGAUAACAGUGUUUUGGGGUUUUUUUAUUUGUGGCUUUGUUGGGUUUUCCCGUUUGUUUGGCUGUGUUUUUUGUUUCGGGGCAUUGGAGGCUUUCCUUGGUGAGGGGGAGACAAGUGAUGCCCAUUCCCAUCCCCUCUCCAGGGCAAGCGGGGAAGGUGGAGCUGCCGUUUUGCCCCUGCUAUGGGACCUAAAAACCCUGUGGUGUCUUGUCUGGGCCUGAAUGGCUGGGGAGCCAUCCCCCUGAGGCCUUGGACAAGUGCAUAUCUGCAUUUGGGGUGCUGGGUAAGGGAAGGGGUGUCCUUUUUGUUCUCGUUGAGUUUCCUGCUGCUGCUACACGGCCUGUGUGCACCCAUUCCCCCACCGCAGCCCCUCACUAGCCCCUUUCCCAUGCAAAGGCAUCCUUUUAGGGGCAUUUUGUGGUGCCUUUGCUCUCUUUCAAGGUGCAGGCACCAAAAUGCAUGGCCCUGCCGACCCACCGUGGCUCUGCAAGCACCACGGCACCGAGCAAAGCCACCCACUCGGAGCUGCUCAUUUCAGUGUGUCCUCUUCCACAGGAGGUAUUUGCAUUAAAGGUGAUCUCUAUAAAUAAGCCAACAUCUGCA